ACCUCCCGGCCGCCGGGACACAUUCCUUCACUGUCCGCCGUGCCGUGCGCAUCGUGUGCUACGCUACGCUCUCUGUGCUAAGUUACGUUGUGCUCUGUGCUCCGAUCGCUAGGAUCUGCUCCUCUCAGCUUCAUCAUGUUGCACGAAACCCUUAUCACCUCUGUUGACUCUCAACCCAUGUCAAGGACUUUCCAAUACAAAAAGAUUAUGAAACCAAUGUUGGAACGCAAGCGUCGCGCUCGCAUCAACCACUGUCUGGACCAACUCAAGGAGCUCAUGGUAACCGCCCUCCAGGCCGAGGGUGAGAACAUCUCCAAGCUCGAGAAGGCCGACAUCCUGGAACUGACCGUCCAGCACCUCCACAAGCUGCGCCGUCAGCAGCGCCUCGCUUCCAACCCCGUCAUCGACUCCGACAGAUUCCGCUCCGGGUUCACCCACUGCGCCACGGAAGUCUCCAAGUGCCUGGCCACCAUCCCCGGCGUGGACAUCCACCUGGGCACGAAACUCAUGACCCACUUGGGACAUCGCCUCAACGACCUCGACAUGCUCACCCCGCUGUCCGUGCGAGUACCCGAAAGUGCCUCAGCAUCCCCGGCACCCAGCUCCUCGAGCUCCUCGUACUCGCUGCCACCCUCACCACCCGUAUCAACCCCAUCAUCAUCGCCGACCCCCAGCACGCAGCACCUCCUCAAGGUCUACGAGAAGUGCCCCGCGUCACCCGAGCCCGUCUGGCGGCCGUGGUAAUUUCCUAGGUUAGUUUUUCUUUUAGGUCCUUUAAACUUUCGCCAGUGUCUUUCAUGAGUAGAUAUAUUUUUGUUGUUCCAUUUUGUAGGUUUAGGUUGUUGCUCAUCAGUGCCUCGAUUCGAUGAGCUGUUUAAAAUUUCAAUGUUGCAGCUAGAAUUUUUGUCCCGCGGAUUGAAUUUUAUCAAAUUGUUUCUCACAGUUUUAAUACUCGCGUGCAAGAUAUUUAAUGUUUGUUUUUUUAGCUCGAAACUGCCUUUAAAUUCCGUGAAUUGCUUGUUAAAUGUUUCAUGUUGCGGAACAUUCAAUUUUCGUAGAACAAUUCUGAAUUUUUUCUCUAUCUCGUUUUGAAAUGUCUUUUAAUUUUUCAAGUGCAAAUUCUCGCAUUGAAAUUGUUUUCUACUGAAGAAAUGUUAAUUUUUAUUUCGCCGAAAGUUUGAACUUUGACUCAAAAUUUUUAAUUUUUCACAAUUUCUAGAGGUCAGUAACUGAAUACUGCCUUAAAUUAAGACUUUAAUCGAUUGCCUUUCUCAACUUCAUCGUUCGUGCCUUUUUUUAUCGCAAGUUUUCUCGAGGUAUAUCAAUUAUUUCUCAAGUUGAUGCUGCUCUCAUUUUUCAAAUUUGUUCUUGCAAAAGUUAACGGUAGCAGCUUAAAAUGUACGUUUUUGUUUAAUUUUUUUUUAUAUUUGACGGCACCGCGAUCAUUAUGUAACUGUAGAUAUGCAGUGAUAACCCUCUUUCGUGUAAUAUCGAAAUGUGCAACAUCUGUUACAAGUGCACAAACUUUAAUCAGUGUUUUACUAUCGAGGGUUCACAUUUUCCUAUUUUUGAUCAAAACUUUGUUGAUAAAAUGGUGUGCCUCUGCAUUUACGCCGAUCUAUAUACUACUAAAAUAACGUUCCGUUUUAACAGAUUUUCCCAGUUUGAUAUUUUGAUCUCUAAUAACUUGCUACAUACAAUCUCAUUAUCACGUGUUAAUGUUCAUUUCAAUUAAGAAAACGCAAAAAUUAACUUGAAGUUUGUAAUGUUCAUCUCUAAUUUCUUCUCUGAAGGACUUUCAUAGUAAUUUUAAUCAAUGUUUUCGCACAAAUCUGACUUUCCCCAUUUCAUUGUGCAAUUUAUUUCUCUAAAUUAUGAAGGCAUUAUUAGCACUUCAUUCAAAUCUUCAUUUUGCCGCUGUAAAUUCACGUGACAUUGUUUAGCAUCCUCUCAAUGAGCAGUUAUUAAAAUCUCAUUUAGUGUAAAUAAGUUUCUAGGAAAUAUCUGUGUAAGUAAGUAUUUUGUGAUUGCUGUUUCUGUGAUAAUAAUUUAAUUUAAUGUUAAUAUGGAUUUUGUUAUGUUAUUGAAUGAAUCAAGAUUUGAAAAGAUAUUUUAUUAAAAAUUCUCUCAAUGGUA
Molecule: messenger RNA, 2136 nt
Organism: Bemisia tabaci
Lineage: Eukaryota; Metazoa; Arthropoda; Insecta; Hemiptera; Aleyrodidae
Product: enhancer of split mbeta protein
Biological process (GO): regulation of DNA-templated transcription
Molecular function (GO): protein dimerization activity; DNA binding
Source: RefSeq, a predicted model, not a curated record